AUGGCGGAGCAAAUCGACGACGACGCGUCCGACAGUGGCGGAAGCGGGGACGACCGGGAGGAGCGGAUCUCGAUCCGCGCGCCUGUCAGCGUAGACUAUGAUUACGAGGACGACGACGAAUUCGCGGAGGAGCCGGAUGCGCGCGGAAGCGGGAGCCGCGGGACGCCGAAUCCCCCGCACGGGCGCGGUGGCAGGGGGGAACGGUCCGGCGCGCGCAGAUCUCCUCUUGGCGGCGGCGGCGGCGGCGGCGGUGGCCGCGACGACGAUGCGGAAGAGGAGCGGAUGUCGAUCCGCGCGCCGCUGAGUGUAGACGACUGGAACGGAGACGAGGACGAGGAGGACGAGGAGGGCGAAGAGGAGCGGGUGUCUAUUCGGGCACCGAUUAGCAUGAACGAUGACGGUGACGGUGACGAUGACGAUGACGAUGAUAGAAGCACCGCGAACACGGAAACUACCGGCGCCGGCUCGAAGAAGCCGCCGUCGAUUCACGCGCCGCUGAGCGUUGAGGGCGACGACGAAGAGGAUGACGACUCGUGGCUGAAACGGCUCAGAGCGCGGACCAAGGGCUCGGGUACGCGGAGCACCACCGGCGGCGGAAGCUCCGCCGGUCGCAGGCGCACGCGGCGGCCGUCAGGGGAGUUCGACAGGCGGAGCCGUCUUAGUGCGGAGGUGUAUGGGGGGAAGAAGGUGGGUCGUAGCAAAAGGAAGGAUUCAAUAGGGGGAGAGUUUCCGGGUUUCGGGUUUGGUCCGGGCGGGGUGCUGGGCGUGGGGGAUCUGACCGUUCCGCGCGCGCGGAUCACUUCCGACGCGGAGGACUUCUCCGCUCCCCCGGCCGUGGUGUCGGGAGACGCGGAAGACGGGGAAUCAGAAGAGGAGUCGGGAAUCUCGUCCGCAGGUCCGCGGUCUCCGCUUGUGGGGAGUGGGCGGGGGAAACUGGAGGCGAACGCCCGCGGGUAUGCGGAAGCCUCGGGCUCCGCUGAGACCAGCGGAGCGGAUGGGCGGGCAGAAGCGGGGGAGGCGCAGCCAGUGGCGGAGGCGGAGGUGUGGCGGCUGGUGGCGGACGUGAUGACGCGGAAAGAGCAGGAGAAGGUGCGCGGAAGAGAGUCGGGCGGGGAUAAGGAGAGCGGUCGCGGAGGCGUAGCAGAGAGAGAUAAGCUCGCGGCAGCCAUGUCGGACGGCGCAGGAAAAGCAGGAGAAUCUGCGGCGGAGGAGUCCGGGGUGGGGGCGACGGAGGGGAGCGGAGUGAGCGGAGGAGCAGGCGCAGCGGAGGGGCAGGCGGAGGAGACGGAGAGGGGAGGCGCGGUCACAAGCGGCGGGCGGCCAGCUAGCUCGGAGUCUCUGGGCGGGAGUCUGGGAGGGACGGAUACCCCGAAGGGUACUAUUGUCGAUGAAGCUAUUGCAGUAGGAGGUGAAGGUUCAACAUCUGGUGCUGAGCCAAUGACUAUUCGGGCGAACGAAAACGGGAGUGAGGCGAAGAGCAGGUCUGUGGUUACCAGCAGCGCAGGGGCGACUGAGGGCGGGAGCGAGUGCAGCACCGCGGAGGAGAUCGCGCAUCUGCACGCUGACCUGGGGUGGACGGAGGACGAGGGCACGAGUCGCGGCGAGCGCGAGCAGGGAACGCGGGAGGGACGUGAGGCUGUGAGGGGUGGAGGAGAGGUGGCGAAUGCGGGUGAAGGGAGUGAGGAAUCGGGUGAGGGAGGAGGCGAGAGGAAGGAGGCGGAAGAGGAAGGAGGCGAGUUGGCACCGUUUGAGGAUGCCAGUGCUGCUGCCAUGCUGCUAGUGGGGGGGACGGCGUCAGCAGCAGGAGUAAGAGGAGGCGCGGCGGCAGCAGCAGCAGCACAAGGUGCCAUUGCAGGCAGGGGGGCAGCAGCACCUGGGGUCAAGAACAAGCCCCCUCCGGUGAAGCUCACGCCACGACUCGCACCUGCUGCUGCAGCGGCAGGUGUGCGUGAAGCAUCGCCCGGCGGUGGCAGCACUCCCAACAGCGCUCGCGCUGAGGCGUGGAGAGGCGCGUGGAGCAGACCUCUUGCUCAUGCUGUGGCCCCCGUCAGGGGUGCUGCGAACGAUGCUAGUGCCGCCGCGGCUGCUGGUGCUGCUGGUGGUGGUGUGCGUGGUAGUGGUGGUGCUACGGGUCGCAGCGUUGUGGCGCGGGGAAGGAGGGAGGGCGUGCUGUGGCUGAGCCGGCACAGGAGGAUACGCAGUGGGGAGGGAGUGGGAGGAGCGGGAGGAGGCGGUGCCAGGGACGGUGGCGAGGGCGGCGAAAAAGGGAGGAGCGUGGCAGCAGCUGGGGUUGGUGUGACGCGCAGUGAUGAGAGUGGAGCGGUGUGCUUGAGGGGGAGUAGUGGGGGGGAGGAGGAGGAGGAGGAGGUGGAGAGCCGCCAGGGCUCGAGAGAGGCAGCGCCCGGGGGCGCGCAGGCGCAGAGGCAGGCGCGGGGGGGAGGGGAGCGGCGGGCGGAGCAGCGGGGGGGAGGGGGAGGGGCGGGAGGAGAUGGAAUGGUGGGUCGGAGGGUGAGAGAGAUGGUGAUGGAAGAGGCACAGGUGAGGGCGGGAGAGCUAGAGGAGGAGAGCUUGGGGAGUGGGCAGCUGGGGCUGCAUGUGACUGUGCUGGUGCUGGGGCGCAGGGCUGUGGGGAAAUCCGCCACUGUGCGCUCUCUGCUGGGCCUGCGCGCUCCUGCUGCUUCCCACCCUGGGCAUGACCGCGUUCUUGCAGGGAAGAGAGAUGAGCGAGGUGAGGGAGGAAAGGGAGGGGAAUCGAGAGCGCAUGGGAAGGCGGAGGAGGCAAGAGAGCAAGGCGGGGAUGGAUCAAGGGGGGUGGCGCAGAGGGGUGGUGGUGAGACGUCGGAGGGACAACACCGGAGCUGGUUGCAGCGUGCGCUGGGUAGUCUAGGUUUGCAGAUGGGUUGGGAUGGGCAUGGGCAGGGAGGGAUUGAGGAGGUGGCGGGCGAGGUGUGUGGGGUGGGGGUGCGCGUGCUGGAGCUCCCAGGGCUGGGCACUGCAGGGGCGGACAUGGCGGGGCAGGGAGAGCAGCUAGAGGACCUAGAGAUGCUAUCCCGCGUGGGCGCGGCCCUGGGGCGAGACGUGUGGCGCAGCGUGGUGCUCGUGCUCACCCACGCCGCUGCCGCCACGCCCACUGCCGCAGAGGCGCGACAGAUGGUGCUGGCAAAGCGGAGAGAGCAGAGGCAGCGGCAGGGGAGAGCGCCGGGGGAGGGGGGUGGAAAAGGGGAAGGGGAGGGGCGGGGCGAUGGGGACGGGGAGGGGGACGGCGAGGUGGAGCGGCAGCAGGUGUGGAGGGCGCAGCAGGCAGCGCUGGGAGAGGUGGUGGCACGGCGCGCGCAGUACUUGCAGCAGUGCAUCCGCGUGGCUGCUGGCGACCAGCGCCUGUGUAACCCUGUGGUGGUCGCUGAGAAUGGCGUGCCCUGCUGGAAGGCUGGCGACGGGAUUGGCAGCAGCACUGCCCCUGCUGCUGCUGCCGCUGGUGGUUCAACCAGCACUACCAGCAGCAGCAGCAGCAGCAGCAGCAGCAGCAGCAGCAGCACCAGCAGCAGCAGCACGGCGUGGCGGGAGCAGUUGCGUCCCCUGCUGCUGCCUGUGGAAGAGCGCGCAUGGGGGGGGGGCGCUGGGGACGAGGAUGACGCCGGGCACAUUGGGCGCGCAGGCAGGGAGAAGGGCAAAGGGGGGGCUGCGGGGAGAGGGGGGAGGGGAGGCAGGGGAGGCGGACGGGGAGGGGGAGGGGGAGGGGGAGGAGGAAGAGGGGGAGGAGAAGCGUCGGGGUUUUGGGCGGGAGGGUCGUUCCACCACUUGUCGUCGCAUGAGCAGCAGCUGCUGUCCGCUGCUCAGAUGAGGCGCUACCGGGCUGAGCUCGCUGCGUGGGAGGGACGUGCAGAGGUGCGGCGGAGGGGUGGGGGUGGGAGAGUGGGGGAACGAGUUGUCCCACCCCAUGGUGUCUCGCUCUUACUGUCGAUCCCUGCCGCAUCUCUCCUCCCCACGUCCAUUGCUUCCCGUCAACCUUACUUGAAGAAAGAGUUACCAUCCUCACCCUCGGCGUCCCUAAGCCCUCCUGCUCAACCGUCCCUUCCCCCAUUUCCCCUUUUCCCCGUCCCAUCAUCCCCCCUUUUUCCCCUUUCCCCUCUUCCCCUUUCCCCGCUUUUCCAUUCCCCCUUUUCCAACUUUCCCCCUUCCCUCCACCCCCCCUUCCCCCUCCCCUCCUUCCCCCUCCUCCCACUGCCCGUUCCCUCGUGCCCCCCCCUUUCCCCGUCUACCGCAGGUGAGUGCGGUGUUCCCGCUCUCCCUGCCGCCCCCCUGGCCGGUCUGGUCUCCUCCAAGGCUCUCUUACUGCUAGACGCAGAUCUCUCUGCCUCCCUCCGCCACGCCCCCCGCUCCCUCGCCAAUCCCGUCACCACCGCUGGACUCGAAAUCUGCCUGCGCCGCACACCCGCCUGGGCCCUCAUGAUGAUGGCCGCGGGAGGGGCAGGGGGAGGGGUUGCUUCUGCUGCUGCUGCUGCUGCUGCUGCUGCUGCUGCUGCUGCUGCUGCUGCUGCUGGUGCUGGUGCUGGUGCAGGGGCUGCACGGUCGACAGCAGCAGCUGAGCCUGGAUCAGAUGGGGCAGCAGGCGUGGGAGCAGCAGGAGGCGCAGCAAGACUGCGAGCAGGGGAGUCUGGGGCAAUAGGUUCAGCUGCCUCUGCUUCCUCGCUGCACGCCAGUUCUAGUGUGCGGGGAGCAGGUGGGGCUGCGUCAUUGGAGUUGGGAGCAGCAGCAGCAGCAGCAGCAGCGGCAGCAGCAGCCACGUGCACAGUGCGGUCGGAUGUGAAAGUGUCGCUGUUCCGAGGCAACAGGACGGCGGCUGGUGUGGCUGUGGCCAUGGGGAGUGACUAUGGAGACGGGAUUGCAGCGGGCGCAAAGCUGUCGUCGCGAGUGGCUGUGGGACGGUGUGUGCGAGUGAGUGGGUCAGCAGCAGCAGUGCGGUGGGGGCAGGAGGAGGCAGUGGGUGCCACAUGCAGACUACAGGUGCACGCUCCUGCCACCUCCUCCUCCUCAUCUGCUUCCUCCUCCUCCACGUCGUCACGGGCCAUGGCAGCAGCAGGCCUCUCACUGCUGCACUGGCAGGGCGCCACCAUAUUCGGGGCAGUGCUGGAGGCACAGCUGCCACUCGUUGCCCCGCCUGCUGCAGCGCUCUUCCAAAAGGGAGACCGGGGCGUACCUGGAAGGAGCAGUAAGGGCAAGGGCAGUGCUGUAACGAGCAGGAGGAGCAGCAUUGGCCAUGGGUCUAAGGCCAGGGUGCGCUUCUGGUUGUGCCGACCUUGCGAUGAACGGGGUGAACUGGAUGAAGGAUCGGAGGAGGUUACAGAAGAGGACGAAGAGAUUGGAGAGGAUGGUGGUGAGGCACUGUAG
Molecule: messenger RNA, 5388 nt
Organism: Closterium sp. Naga37s-1
Lineage: Eukaryota; Viridiplantae; Streptophyta; Zygnematophyceae; Desmidiales; Closteriaceae
Source: the annotation of a GenBank genome assembly